AUGAUGCAACAGAUCCUCAGAGACAUGUUUGUAGAUCCAGACCUUCUGGCUGAAUUGAAUGAGGAGCAGAAACAAAUUCUUUUCUACAAAAUACGUCAGGAGCAGGUGCGGCGCUGGAUGGAAUAUGACAGCCAGGAAGGAAGCUGGGAAAAGACACCCAGGGAUGGAGAUGAAACCAGGAAGAGUCUUGAGUGGAUGAAGGGCCGUGAUGGUGAUGUGUGGGUCUGGGUCAUGGGAGAGGCUCCUGGAGACAAACCUUAUGAGUUUAUUGUCAAAGAACUGAUGGAGGAGAGAGCCAGACGUCAGGCUCAGUUAGAAGCCCAAGAGUUAUGGCGGAAGAAAGAAGCGGAGAUAAAGCAGAAGUUCAGAGAUGCCAUCACAAAGGAGAAGGCACGCUUUGUCGCAGGAAAAUGGAAGGAAGAAGCUGAGGACAGGAAAGCAGCCAAACAGGAAGAGGAACGCAUACGAGAGAUGCUAAAGAAAGAAGAGGAAGAAGAAAGGCAAAAGGAAGAAGAGGAGAUACGACGUGCAGAGGAGAAAAGAGCGAAAGAGCUUUAUAUGUCUCUGGAGCAGGAGCGAAUCAAAAGCGAGCAACGUGAUAGAGAGUGGGAGGAGCAAUUGCGUCGCUCCAAAGCAGCUGAUGAAGAGAUGACAAGAAAGGCCCGCUGGGCAAGAGAUGAAUAUAAACGUCAGUCACUACGGGCCAUAGAGAAAGGCCAUGUGGCGGGCCUGAGUGGCCACUUCCAGAAACAAGCCCACGUGAAUAGAGCAAACCCCCACAGGAGACACAGUACUUUCAUUGAACAGUCCGCAAGUUCAGUCACCAACAAUGAAGAGCGCCCCAGACCUGGCCUUCAACGUGCAGAACCACCUUUGUACCGGCGAAGACAAAGCCGCAGGCAUAGUACAACAGCGAAACAGCCACUAACUGAUGGUCCUGCUUGGGUUCGAACACCAAGACCCAGUUCCAGGGAGUCAGUUAUUCUCUGGUUUACAGAAGAGCAGAAACCUAAAAAUGCUGGGUACGAAAGAAACAAAAAUGAUAUCGCCCCAUGGUUCCACGGCAUCAUCUCUCGAGAGGAUUCUGAGAGGCUACUUGUGAAUGCUACCAAGGGCAUUUUCCUGGUUCGGGUCAGUGAAAGGAUAUGGGGCUACACACUGUCCUACCGCACCGCCAGUGGCUUCAAACAUUUCCUUAUUGAUGCUUCAGGGGACUAUUACAGCUUUCUGGGUGUGGACCAAAACCGUCAUGCCACCCUUGCUGACCUCAUUGACUUCCACAAGGAGGAAGUCAUUACUACCACAGGGAAAGAACUGCUGCUGGAGGCCUGCAAACGGACUGGCCCUUCUGAAGACUUUGGAGGACUUUUCUCAUAACUCAUGACAGAGAGCAUGGUCAAAACAAGACUACAAAUUAUGACCCAUUUUAUAAGACAUAAACCUGGUCUUGCCUCAGGCUUACAGUGAAUAACAAUCCUACCCAUUGAAAAAAUGGAUGCACACUAGCAUCAUGUAAAUCCACACUGCAUGUUUUCAAUGGAUCAGUGGUCUCUCAGCCGCUGUGGCUCAGAUUCCAUUAGUGUUCCAUUUGCUGUUACUUUUCUAUAAUUAUGAAUUCAUCGAAGUCAAAAUGCACUUUGGUAAUGCAAGCGCAAAUCUACCUGAAAACGAAUGAUUGUUUCCUGCUGUUGAGAAGCGAGUGUGCUGCAAAUUGAUAUUGCUGUGUAAAUAAAAAAGUUUGGAAACAAUGUAUUAAAAAUACCCUACUGUGACUAGGAAAGGUAUGAUUAAACAACACCAGCCAACCGCAUCCACCGUCGAUACUCAAAUCAUGUUGUGAGGUUUUUUCAAUGAGAAAACAUUUAUGACUCUCUGAUCCAACAAAAAUGUGCAUAUUUCUCCAACAGUCAUGGUGCAGAUGGCUAGUGUGGACCAGAAAUGACACCAGCCCAGAGAAAUAAACUAAAUUAACAGGCACUCAUGUGUUACCAUAAGAUACUAUUUUAUUACAUUAGCAGAUAUGUUUUGACAUGUUGCUGUUUAAAGCAUGACUUGUAUUCCUCACUGCUGCUUUUAAGGUCAGGUCAGAUAGUCACUGACAGGGGUGGGUGUGUUCUUGUGGUGCCAAAAUGGCACAUGCCAAGAAUUGAGUGCCCAUUGAAAUGAAUUGGAAUGUUGACCCGUUUGUGGGACAAUGAAUAUUCCUUUUUUAAUAGCCCACAAUAUGUUCCCACUUCAUCUAUCCUGCCAGAAAAGGCAAAAUUAGCCUUUUCAUCAGGACUUAUUGUUGAUGGGUAUCAAUCUAAUGCAGAGGUAACCGUGAAAGAGCAAAAUUACUGACAUCACAAUCGAGCUUUAUCACCACUGAGCGAGAGACCCAUAGUUUCUCCAGAAUGACUGUAAUUGUAGUUAACCUCUCCACUUUUCAAUAGUAAAAGAGACACAAGAAGUUGGCUGAAAAAGUGACACAUUCAAUUUGAAGUUUUGUGGUCAUUUUUACAAAAAUGAAACCGCCUUCAAAAGCCUCUUACAAUGAAGUCUCAUCGCUGACAUGCAUGGUGAAUAAACUUUCACCUAAGUAAAACCGCCUGCAGCGCAAAAUAACACUGUUUUCAUAGUUAUUUA
Molecule: messenger RNA, 2625 nt
Organism: Triplophysa dalaica
Lineage: Eukaryota; Metazoa; Chordata; Actinopteri; Cypriniformes; Nemacheilidae
Gene: sh2d4ba
Product: SH2 domain containing 4Ba
Exons: 8
Coding region: 1-1377 (458 amino acids)
Cellular component (GO): cytoplasm
Source: RefSeq, a predicted model, not a curated record